Messenger RNA from Pseudocercospora fijiensis CIRAD86, 735 nucleotides. RefSeq lists its product as uncharacterized. The transcript has 2 exons. The annotation marks the transcript as partial. The record is from RefSeq and is a predicted model, not a curated record. Lineage: Eukaryota; Fungi; Ascomycota; Dothideomycetes; Mycosphaerellales; Mycosphaerellaceae.
AUGGGUCCUCCGCCUGACCCAGCGUACUGCGCGGAAAGCAAUGCGCACGAAAUUCUCGGUACCACAGGAGGGCUGAUGACUCUUGCUGUCAUCAUCAUGGGCAUGCGCUUUGUAGUGAGAGCGGCGAUGCUGAAGUCGCUAGGCCCGGAUGACUAUGUCAUGCUGGCGGCCACGCUCAUGGCCGUUGCAACAUUCGCGUGCUUUGUCGGCGAGACUCAUCACGGCGUCGGCAAACACAUCCAGUGUAUCACGCAAGUCGACUACGCUGCAUUCGCAAAAUGGCAGUGGUCCCAUUCACUGGUCGUGAUGUGGGGUGUCAUCUUGGUCAAGAUAUCGAUCGCACUAUUCUUGAUGCGCAUGGUGCCGCCGGGAAAGAGGUGGAAGAGCUUUCUGUGGGCGGUCAUUGCUUUCCUGGUUGCCUUCAUGCUUGCGUGCUCCGGAACCUUGAUCUGGCAAUGCGUUCCGAUUGAUGCUGCGUGGAAUUUAAGUAAGAAGGCAACCGCGAAAUGCUUCUCCAACAACACAUUCUCUGCCAUCGGUCUGACGAACAGCUCCAUCAACUGUACAACCGACUUCCUCCUCGCAGCGCUGCCAAUACCGAUCAUCGUGAGACUGCAGGUCAACAGAAGGACGAAAGUCACCCUGGUGCUCAUCCUCAGCUUGGGUUAUCUUGCUUGCGCCGCUGGCAUCGUCAAAGCAGUGAAACAAGCAAGAUUCUUCGACGAAGCCGACCCU